Molecule: messenger RNA, 3219 nt
Organism: Cygnus atratus (black swan)
Lineage: Eukaryota; Metazoa; Chordata; Aves; Anseriformes; Anatidae
Gene: ACTN2
Product: actinin alpha 2
Exons: 22
Coding region: 1-2742 (913 amino acids)
Biological process (GO): muscle cell development; actin cytoskeleton organization
Cellular component (GO): plasma membrane; Z disc; cortical actin cytoskeleton
Molecular function (GO): calcium ion binding; actin filament binding
Source: RefSeq, a predicted model, not a curated record
AUGCAGUACACCUACAACUAUGAAGAAGAUGAGUACAUGACCCAAGAAGAAGAAUGGGACAGGGACCUACUCCUGGACCCAGCAUGGGAGAAGCAACAAAGGAAGACAUUUACAGCCUGGUGCAAUUCCCACCUCAGGAAAGCAGGCACACAGAUUGAGAACAUUGAGGAGGACUUCAGGAAUGGCCUCAAACUGAUGCUGCUCUUGGAAGUUAUCUCAGGGGAAAGACUACCGAAACCGGACAGAGGGAAGAUGCGCUUCCAUAAAAUUGCUAAUGUCAACAAAGCUCUGGAUUAUAUUGCCAGCAAAGGAGUGAAACUUGUGUCAAUUGGUGCAGAAGAAAUUGUUGAUGGCAAUGUGAAAAUGACACUGGGUAUGAUUUGGACUAUCAUCCUUCGCUUUGCUAUUCAGGAUAUUUCAGUGGAAGAGACCUCUGCCAAGGAAGGGCUGCUGUUGUGGUGUCAAAGAAAAACUGCUCCUUACAGAAAUGUGAACAUUCAGAACUUCCAUCUUAGCUGGAAAGAUGGCCUUGGAUUAUGUGCACUUAUCCACAGACACCGACCUGAUCUUAUUGACUACUCCAAGCUAAAUAAGGAUGACCCCAUAGGAAAUAUCAACCUUGCCAUGGAAAUCGCUGAAAAACAUUUGGAUAUCCCAAAGAUGUUGGAUGCAGAAGAUGUAGUAAACACUACCAGACCUGAUGAAAGAACCAUUAUGACUUAUGUUUCCUGUUACUACCAUGCAUUUGCUGGUGCUCAGAAGGCUGAGACUGCAGCAAACCGGAUCUGUAAGGUGCUUGCUGUGAAUCAAGAAAAUGAGAGGUUGAUGGAAGAGUAUGAGAGACUAGCAAGUGAGCUUUUAGAAUGGAUUCGCCGGACAAUUCCUUGGCUGGAAAACAGGACCCCAGAAAAAACAAUGCAGGCAAUGCAGAAGAAACUAGAGGAUUUCCGGGACUACCGCCGCAAACACAAACCUCCCAAAGUCCAAGAGAAAUGUCAACUGGAGAUCAACUUCAACACCCUGCAGACAAAAUUGAGAAUCAGCAAUCGACCAGCUUUCAUGCCAUCAGAGGGAAAAAUGGUUUCAGAUAUUGCCGGCGCUUGGCAGAGACUUGAGCAAGCUGAGAAAGGCUAUGAAGAGUGGCUGCUGAAUGAAAUACGAAGACUGGAAAGACUUGAACACUUGGCUGAGAAAUUUAGACAGAAGGCUUCCACUCAUGAACAAUGGGCAUAUGGCAAAGAGCAGAUCUUACUUCAGAAGGAUUAUGAAUCUGCUUCUCUGACAGAAGUCCGUGCCAUGUUAAGGAAACAUGAAGCUUUUGAGAGUGAUUUGGCUGCUCACCAGGACAGGGUGGAACAGAUCGCUGCCAUUGCCCAGGAGCUGAAUGAACUGGACUACCAUGAUGCUGCAAGUGUCAAUGAUCGAUGCCAAAAGAUAUGUGACCAAUGGGACAGCUUGGGAACACUUACUCAGAAACGGAGAGAGGCACUGGAGAGGACGGAGAAAUUGCUUGAAACAAUUGAUCAGCUUCACCUGGAGUUUGCCAAAAGAGCUGCUCCUUUCAACAACUGGAUGGAAGGUGCUAUGGAAGACCUACAGGACAUGUUUAUUGUUCAUAGCAUAGAGGAAAUACAGAGUUUAAUCUCUGCACAUGAUCAAUUUAAAGCUACUUUGCCAGAGGCAGAUGGUGAAAGACAGGCCAUACUGUCAAUCCAGAAUGAAGUUGAAAAAGUUAUUCAGAGUUACAGCAUGAGAAUAAGCGCAAGCAAUCCUUACAGCACUGUUACUGUGGAAGAGAUUCGUACCAAGUGGGAAAAGGUGAAGCAGCUGGUGCCUCAGAGGGAUCAAUCCUUGCAGGAGGAACUAGCCCGCCAGCAUGCCAACGAGCGCCUGCGUCGCCAGUUUGCUGCUCAGGCCAAUGUCAUUGGGCCAUGGAUCCAGACCAAGAUGGAGGAAAUUGCCCGCAGCUCUAUUGAAAUGACAGGGCCUUUGGAGGACCAGAUGAAUCAGCUGAAGCAAUAUGAGCAAAAUAUCAUUAACUAUAAACACAACAUUGACAAACUGGAAGGAGAUCAUCAGCUUAUACAAGAAGCCUUGGUGUUUGACAAUAAGCACACCAACUAUACUAUGGAGCACAUCCGUGUUGGAUGGGAGCUCCUACUUACCACCAUUGCUCGAACUAUCAAUGAGGUUGAGACUCAGAUCCUCACAAGAGAUGCCAAGGGUAUCACCCAAGAACAAAUGAAUGACUUCAGAGCAUCAUUCAAUCAUUUUGACAGGGAUGAAUCUGGCAAUCUACACUCUGAUGAAUUUAAAGCCUGCCUCAUCAGUCUAGGACAGGUUGGAAAUGACCUGCAGAGGAAGAAUGGACUGAUGGACCACGAUGAUUUCAGAGCUUGCCUGAUUUCAAUGGGUUAUGAUUUGGGUGAAGCUGAGUUUGCCCGGAUCAUGUCUCUGGUUGACCCCAAUGGACAAGGAACUGUUACUUUCCAGUCCUUCAUUGACUUCAUGACCAGAGAAACAGCAGAUACAGACACGGCUGAGCAAGUGAUAGCUUCCUUCAGAAUCCUGGCUUCAGAUAAGCCUUAUAUCCUCGCAGAUGAGUUACGUCGAGAGCUGCCUCCUGAGCAGGCUCAGUACUGCAUCAAGAGAAUGCCUCCAUACACUGGCCCAGGUUCUGUUCCUGGGGCUCUGGAUUACACCUCAUUUUCAUCAGCACUGUAUGGAGAGAGUGACCUCUGAUUCUGUAAUUGGCUGUAUUCAUAGUAAACACAAAAAAUACCCACCUGAUUGCCCAGAUUGCUUCUCAAAAGGUUUGACAAGCUGAUUUAAAAAUGAGUUUUACAAAUGCAGUAGGUAUCUUCAGUGUAAAGUGCUAUUACUAAAGCAACUAGUGAAUAUUAAUGUGUGCAGCACGCUAGAUUACUGCAUUGUUGGUUUUAGGUUGUCUGUCCUAUACAAUGCUAGAAAAUAUUAUAAAAAAGAAAAAAGAAAAAAAAAAGGCAAGAUACUGACUUUGGAAAUGUCCCUUAAGAAGAUAGAAUGUCAGGCCUAAGAACAUUGAAACUUUCAAUUGUUUAGACUCACAAAAUACUUCUCCAUUUUCAGAAUGCCACAUGUGCUUCUUUUACGAUGUUCAUAAAACUAUGUUAAAGUCAUGCUUUUUUCUUUCAUAGAGCAAUGUUAUUUUCCUCUUAUGAUUUCUGAUUUUAUAUGCUU